AAAAUAAGAUUUUUUAUCUUAGGAUCUCUCUCUUUCUCUUUCUCUCUCUAAAAAAAAUAAAUUUUCUUUCAAUCAAGAAAGAAAAAAACAGUAGUGAAAAUUUCCAAUCUGUUUUUUUUCAGUUUAAUUUCACUGAAAAUCUUGACUUUCUUCAAUGGUGUUACAAAACUAGAAAUACCCACUUUGUUCUUUUCCAUUUUAUUCAUCUCAUAAUAAUAAUAGUAAUAAUAAUUAUACUCCAUAAUUAUUACUAUUAUUAUUCCUUCUUUUUCUUUUCUUUUUUCUUUAUUCUUUCUCUCUCUUUUUUUUUUUUCCAUAGUCCCAACUCCCAAUUUGGAAACACCACAAUUCUACAUGAUUCUUGAUAUGUUGUUUCACUUCAAGUUUUGUUCUUUGAUUCAAUUUAUGAAGGGGUUUUGACAAAGAGGUUAUUCCAUGAUGUGGGUCUAAGGAAUGGGAACACAAGUGCAUUAUAAAGGCUACAUGAGGGACCUUAGUGAGGAUUCUAACAGUAGUAAUUGGCCUUUAUUUUAUGGAGAUAAGACCUUCACAAAUGGACAGUACUGUAAUGGUUUCAUGUCAAGGACAAAAACGGAUGCAUAUCCAGGAUAUAAUAAGGAUGUCCUAAAGGAGAAAAUGCUUGAACACGAGUCCAUAUUCAAGAAUCAGGUGGUGGAACUGCAUCGACUUCACAGAAUUCAGAUGGAUAUGAUGGAUGAAAUUAAAAGGGAAGAACUUUACAAACUUCGGACAUCAAUGGAUCCAUCCUCUUCAUCAAGCCACCUAGGAUCUCAAGUACCAUCUGAAGAUGCUCGGAAAUGGCAUAUCACCAGCUUCCCCUCGGCAAAUUCUAAGUCGGGUAGAGAAGUUGUUAAUUCUCCCUUGAAUUUUUCAAAAGGGAAUGGUGGACAUUUUGGUCAAUGCCAACUGCAAAACGGUUGUUCUUCAAAUAUCUGUGAAGUUUUGGAGGUUAGACCCUCAAAGGUCCGGAAAAUGUUGUUUGAUCUUGAGCUUCCAGCUGAUGAGUACAUUGAUACAGAUAGCAAUGAGCAGUUGCAGCCUAAUGGAGUAUCUUCCAAUCCAAGUUAUCGUGUUAAUGGAAACUACACUGUUGCCCAAGAGAGUAGUGCAAAAUUGUUUAGUAAUUGCGGACAAAAUGGCUCAACUUCCAAUACAUGUUUAAGAAGCUCAAAUCUGUUGGCUGAUCUCAAUGAACCAGCUCAGCUUGACGAAGCAACUCCAUCACCUGUUGAGUUUCUCGGUUAUGGCAAUAAUCAUAGAGACAGUAGAGACCUAAAUACUUCGGCUAAAUCAAUUCCAGCAUUUCUGGCUUCUCCAAGAGGAGCCACGUGGAACUCCCAUCAUGCAAGGCCUAACGGCUCCUUAAAUAGCCGCUAUGUUGACAGUAAAGGAAAAGAGAGGGAUUGGUUCUCUUCUGCAUAUGAAACUGGUAACAUCAAAGGUAGCAUGGCUUCAGUACCUCAGAGUCUUGAACAAGACAAGUUACCUACUCCUUCCCAUGCAGUACAGGUAAUGCUUAACAAAGCUUAUCAACCUCCGGGAAUCCAUUCAUUUCACCAUACAAGAGAUGACCUUUGGAAACAGAGAGCAGUGCAUAGUUUAGAGACAUUUCAUAUAAAUCGUGAACCCAACUAUACCCAUGUGGAACCGUUUGGUGGUUCUCAGAUGACUAGUCCACAUCCAUUUGCUAAUUCCGAGUGGUCACGCACGGUCUGUUCUUGGGGGAAACCAAGUGGUGACUUUACUCAGAGGCCUUCGUCUGGUCAUACAAACCCUUCGUUGCUCCCGUCUUCAGUAAGCAAGAGUGGACAGGCAUCUCAGAACCAUGGCUUUUUUGGAGAGAAAUGGCACAUCAGUGAUAAUUCUAGGUUGAACAGAUUUGAUCACGGAUCUUCUUCGGCUUCCAGAAUAUCGCCAGUUUGCUUCCCAUCAGCUUCUAAGGUUGAGUCUUUGACAUCUGAGCGAUUAUCUACUAAUGGAUUUCCAAAAGAUCUCAAUAGCACCAAUGAUAUGAACUCAGUGUCUGAAAAAGGUUUCGAUUUGAAUCUGCUAUCUCAAAAUGAGGGACCAUCCGAGUGUGAUAUUGAGUUGGUUGAUGGAAAAAGAGAGAUUCAAGACCCUCUAUCAGUGUUUCCAUGGCUUAAAGCUAAACAAAGUGGUAGAAAUGAGGAAACAGAUUGCAAUACGAGGGCCACAAAAGAGGUUGGAGAGACCCGAAGUAUCAGGAAAAUUCUUGGGGUUCCAAUUCUUGAAAAUUCCUUGGCUUCCAAAACUGAAUCAUCUUCACUUGUUUCCACUUCUGUUGUUACUCUUCCGUCCUCACCCGAGGGAGAAAAUUCUAGACAUGAACGGAAGAAGAUGUUGAUUGACAUUAACAUGCCCUGUGAUGACCUUUCUAUGACUGAGCCUGAGAAACCGGCUGCUAUCGAACCACCUGUUCCUGAGAAGGUGAUGGAGACGAAAGUUAACAAUAUCAGAAAUUGCUUCGAUUUGAACUCGUGUAUUACUGAAGAUGAAGAUCCUUUCUCUGUUGAAAGCAAUAAUGUUAGUGUGAAGAAGGCUGUUCUGGAGAUAGAUCUAGAAGCUCCUUUUGUUUGGGAUGAUGAAGAAACGGAUAUGCCUGAAGAAGGUGGCAAGCAACAUGAGGAAAAAUCUUCGCUAUCGGUUGAAGACAAACCCGAGCAAAGACAGGAUGAAAUUGACAGGAUUGCAGCAGAAGCAAUUGUUGCCAUCUCAUCUUCCUGUUGUGAUCCAUCUGACGAUUCUUCGGAAUCGUUACGUUGGUUUGUUGACGUAAUCUCUUCUUUUGCUGCUGAACCGGAAGACGGGCCUGAACGGGGAAGAGAAGGCAAGGAUGUUGUAAUUGUUGCAGAAAACGGCCCUGAAAGAGGAAGAAUAGGCAACGAUGUUGCAAUUGUUGCAGAAAACGGGCCCGAAGUAGGAAGAAUAGGCAAGGAUGUUGCAAUUUUUGCACGUUCAACUGCCAAGGAACUAGAUUACUUCGAGGCAAUGACAUUACAACUGACGGAGACCAAGGAAGAAGACUACAUGCCGAAGCCUUUUGUUCCUGAAUUCCAAAAAAUGGAAGAUGGAGGCACCACAUCACUAACAAAUAGACCCCGAAGAGGGCCUGCUAGGAGGGGAAGGCAGCGUAGGGAUUUCCAGAGAGAUAUCCUUCCCGGUCUGGUUUCCUUAUCAAGGCACGAGGUAACCGAAGACAUUCAGACAUUCGGAGGGUUAAUGAGAGCUACGGGGCAUACUUGGAGCUCGGGUUUGACAAGGAGGACAGGUGGCAGGAACGGAAGAAGCCGGAGAACAGUGUUCGAGUCCGUGGCCCCCACCCCAAUAAGUCCCCCCAUACUACACCAACAUAAUAAUAUUGAAGCUAGUUUGGAGGAUAAAAACCUAACAGGGUGGGGGAAAACAACUAGACGCCCUCGGAGGCAAAGAUGCGCUGCAGGUAAUCCACCUGUCCCGUUAACUUAAAUGCGGGAAUGAGGGUGUGAUAUGUCAAUUCAUCAUUUAUAGAGAUCGAGAUAACAGAUUUAGGGACUUAAAUGAAAUUGAGGAGUGAAGUUGUUAGCUAUAUGGGGAUUGUCUUUGUACAUACAAUGUCUUUGUAGCCCCCCAUUCUUAUAUAUCUUCCAUUGGUUUACUGACUUUCGUAUUCCGGAAGAAUGCUGGCAUAAUUUCUUGUGUGGGUUUGUAUAGCAUAUCUUUAGAUAUGUUUAUUUCCUACAACUAAGCUGAGGCGAAUAUACGAUUUUAAGCAAGUGGAUGCAGAAUAUCAAACUGCAUCGAUUCCUCGUU
Messenger RNA from Lycium ferocissimum, 3831 nucleotides. RefSeq lists its product as uncharacterized. Bases 454 to 3507 code for a protein of 1017 amino acids. The transcript is spliced from 4 exons. The record is from RefSeq and is a predicted model, not a curated record. NCBI's taxonomy places the organism in Eukaryota, Viridiplantae, Streptophyta, Magnoliopsida, Solanales, Solanaceae.